CGUCAUCAGUCCAACGACAUGGAAAAACAACAACAGAGCCCAGCUAUUCGUUCAAGAAGAGAAGAAUCCUGUUCAAUCAAAAGGUGCACACCAAGUCCUGAACUGAACCAGCUUUUAUGACUCUGGACUGACUGCUGGAACCUGCACAACUGUGAGAUUGAGCAGGGCAGAGAUACUCAUGGGAAGGCCAGACCAUAAAACCUUCUGGUGGAGAAUGUGACAUUUGCCCAUGCGCACUAGAAUCAUUUCUUCAGCUGUCAUCAUGUCACCAAGAAAGAGGACUCUGGUUCCUUUAAACAGCCGGCGGAAAGCAGUGGAUGAUAUCUUCCCAUUCAACCUGCUGCCCAUGGCGUGCCAGCUGCACAUCUUUUCCUUUCUAAAUGAGGUGGAUAAGUGUAGCUGUGCUUUGGUGUGCCUGAGCUGGAGCUGUCUCGUCCGCUCGUGGAAGCUGUGGCGGGUGGCCGACUAUUCCCGUCGUGGCGUCUUCCAUCUGGGUCAGGAGGGACUGCUUGUUUCAAACCGUGAGUUUGAGAGGUGGAAAUUCUGGGUCCACAACUACACGCACCACCUCAUCUCCCGCCGAGCUAGCCUGCUGACGCUGAAGGCAAGUUUUGACCUGGGAGAUCGCUGCAAUAACUGGGGCGAGCUGCUGAAUCACCUGCUUGAUAAUGUUGACUGUAGAGACCUCAGCCAGCUGGAGCUUAACUGGACCUUCACUCUUUUUGAGCCCCUGGACCUCAGGGUUCACUGCAGCCCCAACUCACACCAGGACAGCAUCACCAAGAUGGACCAGGCUACCAGUUUCCAGGAGCUGCUGACAAAGCUCACCCACAGCUGCCCUCGCAUUUCCAAGAUGCGUUUACAUUUCGACUGGUCGGACUUGUCCGUGUCACUUCUCACACAGUUCCAGCAGCUCAGAGUUCUUGAGCUCAAGUACUUCUGGGUUUUUAAAUUAGUCACUCCCUCAACCUUGCAGACACUAAUCAAAUCCCUGCCAAACCUGAAGUCUCUGACUUUGCACAUCCUGGUGCCACUGAGGAACCUGGGCAUCUCCUACACUCUGGAGUCAGACUCUCUGGAGUUCCUGGAUGUGUCAGCCAGCCGAGGUCUGGUAUUCUCCUCUCUGAAGCUGCCUGCGUUGCGCGAGCUUCGCGCAAAGAAGAUUGUCUGCGGCAUCACACUGGAUCGGAGGACCAGAUUGAGGAUCCAGGGUAGGUGGCCGUGCCUGUACCACGUACUAAGGGAGGGGACACCAAAACUGCAGGCCUUCAACCACGAAAGGCUUCUGCCCACUUGGAGAGAACAGAGUUACAGGGAACUGUCCGCCAUCCUGGAACAGUCCUGCUACUGUGUCCAGCAUCUAGACAGCUGGCUCUGGUAAUCCACAGUUUAGCAUAGGACAGUACCGUAAAUGUAGGACAUUCUAUAGAUGGUCAUGGUCAUUAGUGUUUAGGUUCCAGGGGGAAUGAUGGGUAUCAAAAACAGAAUUAUCAACAUAGCCAUUCCAGGUGAUAGAGGGUGAUUCUG
Molecule: messenger RNA, 1527 nt
Organism: Thalassophryne amazonica
Lineage: Eukaryota; Metazoa; Chordata; Actinopteri; Batrachoidiformes; Batrachoididae
Exons: 5
Coding region: 230-1381 (383 amino acids)
Biological process (GO): SCF-dependent proteasomal ubiquitin-dependent protein catabolic process; protein polyubiquitination
Cellular component (GO): SCF ubiquitin ligase complex
Molecular function (GO): protein binding
Source: RefSeq, a predicted model, not a curated record